This is a messenger RNA of Heteronotia binoei (common prickly gecko), 4151 nucleotides long. RefSeq names its product ADAMTS like 4 (gene ADAMTSL4). Gene Ontology annotation, cellular component: extracellular matrix. The transcript has 15 exons. NCBI's taxonomy places the organism in Eukaryota, Metazoa, Chordata, Lepidosauria, Squamata, Gekkonidae. The record is from RefSeq and is a predicted model, not a curated record. Bases 1 to 4074 code for a protein of 1357 amino acids. Gene Ontology annotation, biological process: extracellular matrix organization. Gene Ontology annotation, molecular function: metalloendopeptidase activity.
AUGGUGUUUGGCCCUUUACCUCUCCUACAAAGACAGCCAGAGCUGCAGUGGAUGGGUUGGAGGGGACGGUUUGUGCAAACUCUGGUUUGUGCAAACUCUGGCGACGGCAGCUCCCUCUUCUCACCUUGUCUCGAGGAAUGCAGACCUUGUCUUGUUCUUCCUUCCAGGUUUUGUUUGGCUGGCUUCUCCCUGACUCUCUUCAUUGUGACCGUGUGCCUCGGCCAAGGCAGCGAAAAGGUCCCCCAGCGGCAGUCUCGGCAGGUCUCCCAAGACGACGGACCAGGGAGCAGAACGCUCGGGGUGUGGAGCGUCUGGGGCUCGUGGUCAGCCUGCUCUCAGCCCUGUGGCGUCGGGGUCUUGGAAAGGACUCGAACAUGCCAGUCUCCUUACCAACAAGUCCCCUGGGCCGGGAGGAUGGAGCCGGUACCCCAUCCCGCCUACCCCCCACGACAGUCGCUGUACCAAGAGGAGCGGGCCGCCAGCCCGUACCUGACCAGACCAGCCUACCCGCUUCACACCGACAGGAACGCCAGGCCUGCCCUCUCUUUCCACGGCAGCGGUUCCGUGCUCCCUCUCCACAGCCAGCCUCAACCACCGGUUGCCCCCUACAGUCCUCAGAAUCGGUACACGCGGCACGAGGCCUUCCCACCCGAGGAGGUGCCCUCAGCCCAAUUGCGGGACACUGCCGUCAGCCUCAGGCAGGACUCUGUCCCCUUCCGUGAAGCGAUUCGGCACCCAAGACCUCAGGGAAACCAGCUGGGCCGGAGAAAACCGCCCAGCCGUGCCUCCUCUCAGAGACCGCCACACUGGGAUGUCCCCGGUGCAGACAGGACGCCCUCGAGACAAGGUGCCUCGGCUCGGUCUCCUCUCUGGGAGUCUGUCCCUUUGUUCAAGCCUCUGAGGCAGGAUAGCCUCGAGGAAGGCCUCGGCCCUGACAAGGCCCGUCACGGCAGCCAAGUAGACGGCAGCCGAUACCGCUGGGCAGCAUCCCCAACGCAGGAGUCCCCGGACUCUAGGAGGUCUCGAGUUCGAGAGUCUAUCAAGCCUGGCAAAUACGGCUACGGGAAGCUGCCGUUUGCUUUGCCCCUUCACACAGAUGCAGCAGGGGCAGUGGCGGAGGGAUCUGCUCCUCGUUUUAAGAGGCACCACCGGGGUCGAAUGGGUGAACCUCCGCCCCCUCCGCCCCCGCCCCCUCUUCCCCGGGCCAAGAAGGAGAAACGCAAAUCCCGCCGCUCGUCUUCCGGUGAGGAGCUGGGCAGUUGGGAGGAGGAACUGCUGACGUCUGGACCCGACCGUUCCGUCCGCGAACCAAAGAAGCUUCCGGAAGCAGAAGGCCCUUCUGAGGUCAAGGGUCAGGCUGGUGCGCCGGCGAGAAACAGUUCGGGGCCUGGAACGCGACUUAGACGCUUGGAUGAGAGCGGGUACGCCCCGCCCCGAGGAGCUCUGAGGGAAGAGUCUCACCCCACGGAGCCAGGCGUGGCCGGGGCACCGAAAAGCGGACUCACCGAGGAAGGGAAGCCCCAGGAACAAGACCUGGAGUCAACAGGGACUCCUUCAGAGUCUCACGAUGGCUCUCAGCGCCCUGGCCUUCCCGCGGAGCUUCAGCAGCCGCAUUCCACCGUUGUCUCGGGAAGCGAUGUUGCCCGUAUUGUAUCCCAAGCGGACCCGCUCUCUGGGAAGUCAGCGGAGAGUUCAGCCCCUGCUGGAAAAGAAACAGAAGACCCCGGCCUUUUGGCGGGAAAUGUUGGGCCUCCCCUCUCUCCCGAUGGGCGUCACCCCGUUCCAGCACGAGGGGGACGGCACCCGAGGAACGACAGCGCCACUCCAGAGCGGAGGGGCCUCGGGACGGGGAAGAGCCACACAGUCACGCCAGAGCUGCCUCGCCGUCCUGACAGCGGCUCCGUGGACCCACAGGCCAGGGUGGGGAACGCCAACCGCCGGCCCCACGGACAAGCCCAGUCACGGAACCAGCGGCAGAACGAGCAACGGGCAGGCGGGCGCGGAUCUGGGCCGCCCCGCAGCCUCUAUGUGGACCGGCCCAUGGCGCCUCGCCCAGUCGAGCCAGAUGUUUGGUUCCUGCACCGUGGGGGCCCCGUUCAGUUCCACGCCGGGGGCCAAGGACCACGGGACAGCCCCCAGCCAGGAGCUGAAGGACCGCAGUGGAAUCUGUACGCCCCGGGCACGGAAACCUUCCACUGCGAGGGAGAGAGCAAGCAGUUCAAGGCCUGCCAGCAAGAGCCGUGCCCGCCCGAUCGCCCAGACCCCCGCGCCGUUCAGUGUGCUGCUUACAACAACCAGGAGUUCAUGGGUCGCUUCUACCAGUGGGAGCCCUUCAGGGACGUGCAGGGCGCCCAGCGCUGUGAGCUAAACUGCCAUCCCAUCGGGUACCGUUUCUACGUGCGGCAUACGGAAAAGGUGCAGGACGGCACGCCGUGCGAAGUCGGCUCCCCGGACAUCUGCGUUGCUGGGCAGUGCCUCGUGCCCGGCUGCGAUGGAAUCCUGGAUUCGAACCGCACUCUGGACAGCUGCGGGGUGUGCGGUGGCGACCACACCACUUGCAAGCUGGUGGUUGGCAACUUCAGCGACACGGACGUGCCCAUCGGGUACCACCGCAUCUUGGAGAUCCCCGCGGGAGCCACCCGGAUCCUAGUCAAGGAGAUGUCCCGCAGCCCCAACUAUCUGGCCCUUCGGAGCCGUAGUGGCAAAUCCAUCAUCAACGGAAACUGGGCCGUGAACCCCCCCGGGCUCUACGAGGCAGCCGGCACCGUCUUUGUGUACAGCCGGCCUGAGAGCGACAGGCAGGAGGGAGAGUCACUGACGGCCGAGGGACCGACCACAGAACCCAUAGAUGUGUAUAUGAUCUUCCAGCAAGACAACCCCGGUGUCUCCUACCAGUUCUUCGUAGCCUUGGGCCGGCCAGAUAACUCUGCUGCCGACAUCCACAGCCCUCAUCAGGGAUUUGGUGCCCUGGCUGCGGCCUCUGCUGGCCAAGCGAUGGAGCCAUCUGCCCCCCACGUGCACCUGCAGACGCAGAACCUUGCUCCAGCUCGGCCCCCUGUCCCAUCCAGCCACCAAUCCGGAAGGAGCCACGCCGUAGUUCCACCUCCGGUCUCCUCCAGCCAAUCCGGGAGGAGCCCUGGAACGCUGCAGAGGAACGUGCGCGUCCCACCGAUGCCUCCACCACCUCCUCCCCCCCAGCACAGCUCAGAGUUGGCGCGCGACUUCUACUGGAAGCGAGUCGGCAACACCGAAUGCUCGGCCACCUGCGGAAAGGGUUCUUGGCAGUCCGUCUACCGCUGCACCUCCCGUGCUCUGCAAGAAGAGGUGGUGGAGGAGAUGUGCCUCCUCCUUCCCAAGCCUUCUGUGUCUGAGGAGGCCUGCAACACGGAUCCCUGUCCAGCCUACUGGGACGUGGGCGAGUGGUCAGCCUGCAGCAAGUCCUGCGGCCUGGGCAGCCAGCACCGACAGGUCCUGUGCCGCCAGGUCUACGCCAACCGCACCACCAUGGUGCACCCGCAGCGGUGCGAGCAGCUGGAGAAGCCCAACGCCACCCAGGAGUGCCGGGUACAGGUCUGCAGCCACUGGGAAAUCCGCACCAACUGGAGUUCGUGUUCAGCAGAGUGUGGGACCGGCACCCAUCGCCGGGAUAUCAUCUGUGUGAGCAAGCUGGGCUCUGACUUCAACGUGACGGACGCCUCCGAGUGCAGCCACCUGGAGAAGCCGCCCUCCCUGCAAUCUUGCAUCGGGACUGCCUGCAAGGCCCGCUGGUUCUCCACGGCCUGGAGCGCGUGCUCCAGGACCUGCGUGGGUGGUGUGCAGGUGCGCGAGGUGCAGUGCCUGACCCAGAACAAGACCCUCAGCAGACUAUGCCCCCCAGAGCUCAAGCCAACCAAGAAACGAUCCUGUAAUAACCAGCCUUGUGUUCCAGACCUCGAUGAGAACUGCAGAGACAAAUAUCACAACUGCCCGGUGAUUGUUCAAGCUCGCCUCUGCGUCUACUCCUACUACAAGGCGGUUUGCUGCGCUUCUUGCACACAUGCCCUGGAAAGGCGCCAUGCUGGACCCAGCCGGUAGCGCCGGGCAACUGUGCAAGCGGGAUCGAGGCCGGCGCCCUUACCGAACGGGGACAAGUUGGACAGAGAGCCCUUAUC